AUGGCCCAGACAUCAGGAUUUGUCGGUGUACCCUCCACACCGUACACCGUCAUACGAGCGUGGAACGUUCGCCGGUGGUCGACGAAUACGGUCGACAAAAAGGCUUCUGGAUGUACCUUGCGCACCCUUAACCAGAGCGCAUCACAACAUUCCCUCAAAUCGCUUCCGUCGGUGAAAUCUUCGAAAAGUGUGGAAAAAGCAACGAAUCCUAGUAUCCUCCAGACGAUACAAUCGAUCCAGUGGAGCAACUACAAAAGCCGUCUUACGCCGGACAAUCUGAUGCAAUUCGCUCGAAAUCUUCCCGCGCACACAGCGACGGCCUAUAAUGUGGUUAUAAAUUCCCGCGAGUACGAACUAGCUCAAAGUGCAAUCGUCAAAGCCUGCCAACUGUCGGUGCAGGUCGCCAAGACGGCUUACCUGUGGUUGGGACUGUUUCUGGAAUCUCGUGAGUACUACUACUUCCGUUACUAUACCUUGCUGCUGCUGGAGUACACUGUCCAAUGGUUACGGUACGGGUUGCGGUCCACCUUUGACUUGAUCCGUCGCUGGAUGGCCAAGAGCGAACCCUAG
This is a messenger RNA of Anopheles maculipalpis, 570 nucleotides long. RefSeq lists its product as uncharacterized. The transcript has a single exon. NCBI's taxonomy places the organism in Eukaryota, Metazoa, Arthropoda, Insecta, Diptera, Culicidae. The record is from RefSeq and is a predicted model, not a curated record. The coding region runs from base 1 to 570 and encodes 189 amino acids.